Messenger RNA from Mangifera indica (mango), 355 nucleotides. RefSeq lists its product as uncharacterized. The record is from RefSeq and is a predicted model, not a curated record. Bases 54 to 275 code for a protein of 73 amino acids. The transcript has a single exon. NCBI's taxonomy places the organism in Eukaryota, Viridiplantae, Streptophyta, Magnoliopsida, Sapindales, Anacardiaceae.
CCAUCUCUCUUUCUUACAGUGGCAGAUUUCCGAGGAAUCUCCAAGAUUUCAACAUGGGUAUUCUGUGGUCAUCUCUGUCAUUCAUUUUCUUCUCCAUAUUGCUCGGUUGCUACUUCCUGGGGAGAGCCCGAGGGAGACAGAAAGUCCGAACAAACCCUCAGGUUUUCCGGGUUCCUGUGCUUCCACCUGGCUCAGCCCCUUCUGCUUCUCCUCCUUUGCCGCAUUUCAAGCCCAACAACUCUGCAAAAGUACAAGCAUCAAAGCCUGCCUUCUGAUUCUUUCAUUCUUUAGUUUCCUCCUCUGGGUUUGUUGAGAAAAGUGAUUGUGUUUGCGUGUGCCACUGAUACUUCAUCUC